ACCAUGACAACGGAGAAACGAUCCCGGCACAUUCCCUGUUGUCUGGCCCGCGGUUCCCAGGCAACAGCUACACAAAUCCAGGAAAACAUCCGGAAAAGAGUCUUGGUCGUCCAUCUGGUAGCCCGAAACGUGGAAUAACUGCAGGACUUGUUUACUCAUCAGGACAAUAUAUCUGUUAAAAAAAAAACAAAAAAAAAACAUGGCGACGACUUCCCUUCCUGUGUUGGACAGCAGCGACCCCCGUCUGAAGCUGAAGGUGGAGAACAGAAAAAGAAACGUUUUUGUAACUCAAGCGGAAGACACCAGACACAAAAAGGAGGAAAAUGUCAACCACAUACCUGUUGUGACCGAGACUUCAAGCAGACUCCUUGAGGCCGGGGUGAAUACUUUGCAAAGAACCCUGGUCCUGAAGAAACAGGCUGAGUUGGUUGAGGUGGACCAACAACUUGCACUCAAAAGACAAGAGUUUAAAAACCGUGUGGAGGCUCUAGCUCGAAGAAGGUCUGAACUGGAAAUAAAACAACAGCAGACUAAAGAUAGGGCGAUGAAGUUUGAGAAGUUUGUGGCUGAAAAUGAAGUGAAGCGGCGGCGAGCACUGAUGAAGUAUGAAGCUGCGCGGGAGCUGAACAUUUCUAAACAAAGAGAGAUAGAAGAUCUGACAGAACAGCUGAAACAACUCAGAGCCAGACAGCAAGUUUUAAAGGCCAGAAUGGCAAAAUACAAAAUCUAUGAGGACUACCUGAUGAAAACACUAGAUUAUCUUCCCAGCACUUACCCUGAUAAUGGGUCUGAAUCUGUGGUUAUGCCCAUCAUUCGGCGCCACGAGACCCUGUCCAUCACCCACCGGGAGCUGCUGCAGCGCUUGGGCCGUCUGGAGGAGGAGGUGGAGCAGCGACAGCGACAGCUCCAGAUAAUGAAGCAGGAGCACAGUAUUAAAAAACUGAUGUCCAAUAAAGAACUGUCUGAACUCCAGAAUGAGUUAGAAACCCUCAAAGAGAAGAACAAGCAGGCAGAGGUCAACCUGCUGAUGGAACAGGGCCUUUCCAGAGAGAAGGUUGAAGAAGUGGGUUGCUUGCUUAUGGCCAUCAACAACCUUGCAGAACAGUGUCAUCUACCAGCGUAUGGACCUCUGGAAAACAUAAACAUACUGACAAAGAUGGACAUGGUAAAGGAAUACAUCCUGGACAAGGCAGACACGGAGAGGAGAGCGAGGAGACUGAUGGAGUCAGGGUCCGCCAUGACAUGCAGAACUGCCCUGACAGACAAAAGAGAGAGGGGGUCAAUGAAAAGCAUGGGCAGUAAAACACAAAUCAAAAGUCCUAGUAAAGUCAGUAAAAAGAGUGAGACGAUGAGUUGAUGUAAAACUUUUCUAACUUACCAUGGUGUCACUGUGUACAGUAAUCUGAAUUUAUUUAGUAUGAAAGCUAAUUUUUGACCUUGAAAGCAAUUGUGUGACAGAGACAUGAACACGAAGAAAACUACAUCCGAUGAAGAAUGUGAGAUUUGUGGAAAGAGAUAAAAAUAAAUUAAUAAACCUUGUGUAUGAUUAUUAUGUAAAAAAUCCCAAAGUAGUCUAUUUUUUUGUGUAACAAUGUUCAAAACUCUUAAUACAAAAUGCUAUGCACCAAAUUUUGCACUUAAAGUUUCAUACAGAUUUGGAAAAUAAAUAAAUCAAGUGUAUUUAAGUAUCAGAACUUUGUAAACAUGUCUCUGGAAUGUAAUCAUUGUUGCAUUUUAAAAUAAAACAAUAAUCAAAUGAUGCUGUCAGACGGGAAGUAAUACCCAUCAAAAUGGCAUAUGCAAUGGUAUGUAUGCAAUUACAUUAAAUACACUGCA
This is a messenger RNA of Centropristis striata (black sea bass), 1836 nucleotides long. RefSeq names its product coiled-coil domain-containing protein 42 like-2 (gene ccdc197). Lineage: Eukaryota; Metazoa; Chordata; Actinopteri; Perciformes; Serranidae. Bases 200 to 1357 code for a protein of 385 amino acids. The transcript is spliced from 9 exons. The record is from RefSeq and is a predicted model, not a curated record.